AGCACCGACCACUUGGAUUAUUGUUAAACUUGAGCCGCGACUUACUUGACGCUUCACUACAAACGCUUCGAAGGUGGACCGUAGACUUGAUGAAGUAAGAGGCAAGAUCAAUAAAUUGUAAAUAAGAUAUGGAAGAGAAGUUGAAGAAGAGUCCAACGUAAUUUCUCGAUUAAAAACCUCGGGUUUUCUAACUGGUUGGUGCGCGAGUGUGCAAAGUGAAUCUCUAUCACUGACAGAUAGAUAAAUCAGUUCACGCGCAUCAUGUAUGUACAUCUGCGAUAGGAGUCACGGAUGUACGACAAGUGGUCCGAUCCUCUAGUGUCAUUCAAACACGCCAAGUUUAAUAGUCGCGUCUGUGAAUUACCUCGAAACGUGAAAUUUUACAAUCUGUUCUUGGCAGCGCAUCGUACCGAUAAGGAUCGCGAGGAAAUACCGCGGGGAAGUAUGGGGGAUUUACGCGUUAUGUGGCGACGAUCCGCCGUCCACCCGGAGCCACCGGAGGAGAUACUGCGACCACCUGUGUUCCUGCCCGAAAAGCUGUUGACGAGUCCCGGCCCCACGAACUGCUCGGACCGGGUUCUCCGUUCUCUCGGCCAGCAAAUGAUCGGUCACUUUCAUUCGGAGAUGUGCCAGUUAUUGGACGACAUCAAAGCGGGCGUGCAGUACGCCUUUCAAACCCGGAACAGGCUCACCCUGGCGCUAAGUACGUCCGGUCACGGCGGCAUAGAGGCCUGCUUGGACAAUUUGCUCGAGCCGGGCGAAACAGUGCUGAUCGCCAAGUGCGGCUUUUGGGGCGAACGCGCGGUCGACAUAGCUGAUCGCAUUGGCGCAAAUAUAAAGCUUCUAGAAACGGCGCUUGGCGUGCCGUUCGAUCACGCCGCCCUGAAGGAGGCCCUCGAGAAACACCAACCGGCGGUCGUGUUCGUGACACACGGGGAAUCGUCGACGGGUAUGAGGCAACCACUGGAGGGCGUCGGCGAGUUGGUUCACAAAUAUGGGGCCCUAUUGAUUGUCGACGCGGUUACGUCCGUAGGCGGGGAGCCGUUCUUCAUGGACGCCUGGGAAGUGGACGCAACCUUCACCGGCAGUCAGAAGGCCCUCGGCGCGCCUCCAGGAUUGACGCCCGUCUCCUUCAGUCCGCGCGCAGAGACAAAGAUAUUUCGGAGAACAACGCGACCCGCUUACUACUGGGACCUGAAAGUCCUCGGUGACUAUUGGGAUUGUUUCGGCGCAUCGCGACGAGUGUAUCAUCACACGAUAAGCCCCACGUUGGUGUACGGCCUGAGGACCGCCCUGAUGCAACUCGCGGAGGAGGGACUCCCGGCUUCCUGGGCGAGGCACGCGGCGGCGGCCCUCAAAUUCAGGGAGGGCCUCCGAGAAAUGGGACUGCAAUGUUACGUUGAGGAUCCGCGGUAUCGAAUGACGACCGUUACCUCGAUAAAGCUUCCACUCGGUAUCAACAGCGACGUCUUGAUCGAACGAGCCAUGAAAAAGUACAGCGUUGAGAUCAGCCGUGGUUUGGGACCAACAGUUGGUAAAGUUUUACGUGUCGGUCUGAUGGGGAUCAACGCGCAAACGGACAUUGUUCACCGUGUACUUUCCGCCCUCCACGAUGGAUUGCAAUGCGCGUUGAAGGCAAAAAUGUAAACGUGAACUUAUUAUCGAUAGGUAGACCACGUUAAAGCUAAAUAUGAAUGUAGUUAUGUCAUGUAGUGUUUGGAGAUUGUAAAACUCUUAUUUAAUUACAAUAGUAAUAAUAAUUAUAGUACACAACAGUAAUAAUAAUAAUCGAUAUUUAAUUAAUAAAUCGUUUUGGCACAGUACAGAGUAGCAUCGAUCUCCAUUCUCUACAAAACUAUCGAAGUGCGUCGUACGUGCGACUCUCAGCAGCCUACCUCGUCGCAAAUAGAUACAAAAGAUUUAUUCAAUUAAAAAUUAUAUCGCGUUGUAUAAAAAAAAAAAAGAAGUAGUAGUUCCGGUCGCCGUCCGCGCGGUCACGUUGGGUACACGAGAAGAAAAUAUCGCGAAAUCGUUACAUCUCAGCGAAAGAGGCGCACGGACGUCGCGCUCGAAUUGUGCGCUUUUGCGGUUUUGCGCGCGGGAGCGAGAUACACGAAUUCGUUUCUCCUCGCCCGCGCGCGCGCGGCGAUAAUUUCACGUGUCGCAUCGUCGCCCCGGGCGGUGACGUCACACCUUGAAUUAACCGUGCCGUUCUGUAUUUCGCAUCGCCGCGACAAUUGGCACGGUUUCGCGGUGCGCGCGAUCCGAGAACACAUCCUCGCCCCUUCAUCUCUCCCGCCUCCCCCCCCGCCAGGCUUCACGCAACGCGAACAACGGCAACCCUCUCUCCCACGUCCAAGUAACGCCACGUAAUACGCCUUUGUUUCUCUUUUGUCGGUUUUAACAAAAUGACAACAAAGAAUCCCAGCUUCUUUACACAUAUUUCUAUCCCCGGCGACACAGACGCGAGGCGUUACGAAAAACCGCGUCGAUCAUCAACCGCAUUUUUUUUUUUUUUUAAUUAUAAUAAAAACAGCGUGUACAUACACGUGAGGCGAGUCGGUACAAGAGCACGUCACUUACCUAAUAAUUAAUGUUAACUCGUUUAAUAUCAAGACCGAUAACUUGCGCAUGGAAAGCGGAGGGAGGAGGGGAGGGAUGACUUUAAAUAAAUCGUGACAGUAGCAGGUCCGCGAUAAACGCGCAACAAGGGAAAGGACAGGGGGGGAGGGGGAGAGGGAGGGAAAGUUCUAGGGGUAGCGCUAAAAGUUACGUAGCAACGUAUAAAUAAUUAAUAAUAAUAAUUACCGGUGUGUAUAAUGCUGACGCGCGUCGCCGCGGAGUAAGUAAUCCAAUUCCAGCCGCCCAGCUGUAUUUACGCGCUUAUAUUUACAAAACGUUCUCGUGUGUACGCGGCCCCGCAGGAGGCGACGUCGACGUCAGCUGACUACGUAUAUGUAUUCGAGAGUGUAAGGCACCUACGGUAAACUACGGUGAAUCAACGCCUUCCGCACGCGCGCGACGUCGAAUAAUAACAUUUCAUCAUGACGUUGAAAUAGCGAGCGAAGUCUGCCGCAACAAUUGAGCUUAAAUCGAACGGGGUAUCCUUGGGUGGCCUUUAAGUUCUCACGAAUUACAAUCGUACAGGUUUUCUCUCGUUGGCUCUUGCGUUUGGCCGUUACAUUUAGAUUACGCCGCUCCGGAGACGAUACUCUCGGUUCACCAUGUCACGUUCGCCGCACAUUCGUCGCGGCAAGGGUGACUUCGACUAAAGUCCGAUUAACCUUAUCGGUAAGCAAAUAAGCACGUUAUUAUUAUUAUUAUUAUUUUGUCUACAGUGGAUAGGAUUAAUUUUUGCGUAGGAAAGGUUAGAGACAAGAGAUUAGAGACAACAAACUAUUGCCGCGAGUAAUCUUACCGAUUGAAAUCGAUCGAAGUUUGAGGUCGAAGUCUCUCGCCCUUGUCACGUCGCUUCUCUCUCUUCGCGAGUAUAAAUGAGAUUUUUAAUUCACCGAUUGAUCAAUCAUUAUGAAGCAAAGUUGCAUUUGCGCAUGUGACACUACUGAUCGGUCGACGGAAUUAAAAAAGCUCACCUUAUCUCGUCAUUCAGUUUCGCUUUUGCGCAUACUUCCCAGUAUUUAUGUAUAAAACAGAGUUACACAGAAGAAUACGAUUAAAUAAGUAUAUGGCAAAUCUUCCGUACCGGUUUCGUUGAAGCUAACGCUUGAAAAGGUUUUCGGAUGGUCAAUUUCCGAUCUGACGAAGAAUAACGAAAAAAUUCCGAAUUGAUCAAGGAAAUGUUUGUAGUUGGACAAAUGUUUUAAAUUCCAUUGAUCGACGCGAUCACAUAUGUUACGUUACCCUCGAACGUUUAAAUAAACUUCGUUUAGGAUCCGGUACGGUCCGAUUCAAAGGGA
Molecule: messenger RNA, 3917 nt
Organism: Monomorium pharaonis (pharaoh ant)
Lineage: Eukaryota; Metazoa; Arthropoda; Insecta; Hymenoptera; Formicidae
Gene: Agxt
Product: serine--pyruvate aminotransferase
Exons: 7
Coding region: 292-1647 (451 amino acids)
Cellular component (GO): peroxisome
Molecular function (GO): L-serine:pyruvate transaminase activity; L-alanine:glyoxylate transaminase activity
Source: RefSeq, a predicted model, not a curated record